AAGUCACGGCGAUUGCAUGCUGAGUGGCAAAGUCACGUUCAAAGCCGUCUCGGUGUCCCAGCCCGCCAUUGGGUCUGAAUUGAGAGUUGGACGGCGAUCCAGGCAGCCUGGUCACGCAGAGGUAGAGGCGGCGGAGAAAAAGGUUAGCCGGCAGGAAGCGGAUUAACCACAGUCACCCCUCCCUAACCUUCCAAGCUGCCAUCAUAGCGCAUGAGGAUGGGGAAGCAAGAUGACAGGGGGAAGAAUCAGAGCAUCGGGAUGAAUAUUCUACCAGGAGGGGGAGUAGCAGAAAGCCGACCCACGCACAACGGAGUGCAAGAGUGUUGCAGUAGCGGCGAGGGCGGCAGCAGGGAAGCGGACCGGAGCAAGGGCACCGCCAAAUGUAACACCAACGGAGAGUACAGCCCCGGAGGCACCGUUCACCCGCCUCCCAGCGCCUUUCACCGGGAACAGCCCGCCGCCAUGGAAGGCAAGACCAAACAGAGCUACGGCGCGGAGCAGAAAGCGGACGGCAGUGUGGUGUCGGUGGGGCAGAGGAGGGAGGUGGGGGAUGAGGCGGAUCUGAGCCGGCAGCAGCAGCAGCAGCAGCAGCAGCAGUCAUCACAACAGCUGCAGCAGCAACAGCAGCAGCAGCAGCAGCAGCAGAGCGACAAGGAGCAGAACUCGGUGGGAUUCAAGAUCGAGGGGGGUGCUGCGGGAGACGAUCCGAUGCUCGGGCAGGAUGGCAAUGACAUCCCGCAGUACAGCUCCAUGCAGAGCCACUUCACCGCCCUGCUCCAGCCGGGAGUCAACAAGUUUUCCCUGCGGAUGUUCGGCAGCCAAAGGGCGGUCGAGAAAGAGCAGCAACGGGUCAAAACGGCCGGUUAUUGGAUUAUACAUCCGUACAGCGAUUUCCGGUUUUACUGGGAUUUGGUAAUGCUGCUGCUUAUGGUUGGAAAUCUCAUCAUUAUUCCAGUGGGGAUCACCUUCUUCACGGAGUCGACAUCCACCGUUUGGAUUAUUUUUAAUGUUGCAUCUGACACGUUCUUCCUUUUGGACUUGAUAGUCAAUUUUAGAACUGGAAUUGUUGUGGAAGACAAUGCUGAAAUCAUAUUGGACCCAAAGGUGAUCAAGUGGAAGUACUUGAAGAGCUGGUUUAUCCUAGAUUUUGUCUCUUCUAUACCAGUGGAUUAUAUAUUUCUGAUUAUAGAAAAAGGAUUUGAUUCUGAUGUUUACAAGACAGCUAGAGCACUGAGAAUUGUGAGGUUUACCAAAAUUCUCAGUCUCUUACGCUUAUUACGGCUUUCAAGACUUAUUCGAUAUAUACACCAGUGGGAGGAGAUAUUCCAUAUGACAUAUGACUUUGCCAGUGCUGUGGUGAGAAUAUUUAACCUCAUUGGAAUGAUGCUUCUCUUAUGCCACUGGGAUGGUUGUCUCCAGUUUCUAGUUCCAUUGCUUCAGGAUUUCCCCCCUAAUUGUUGGGUGUCUCUAAAUGGUAUGGUUAAUGAGUCAUGGGGGAUGCAGUACUCCUAUGCACUGUUCAAAGCUAUGAGCCAUAUGCUUUGCAUUGGCUAUGGAGCUCGGGCACCAGUGACGAUGUCUGAUCUCUGGAUAACCAUAUUGAGCAUGAUAGUGGGAGCCACGUGCUACGCAAUGUUCGUGGGCCACGCGACAGCCCUCAUCCAAUCCCUAGAUUCCUCAAGACGACAGUACCAGGAAAAGUACAAGCAAGUGGAACAAUACAUGUCCUUCCACAAGCUCCCCGCUGAUAUGCGGCAGAAGAUUCAUGACUACUAUGAGCACCGUUACCAAGGCAAGAUCUUUGACGAGGACAGUAUUCUGGAGGAAUUGAAUGAUCCACUCAGGGAGGAGAUAGUCAACUUCAAUUGCAGGAAGCUGGUGGCCACCAUGCCCCUGUUUGCAAAUGCUGACCCAAGUUUUGUGACAAGCAUGCUGAGCAAGCUGCGAUUCGAGGUGUUCCAGCCUGGAAACUAUAUUGUGCGGGAAGGGACGAUCGGGAAGAAAAUGUAUUUCAUUCAGCACGGGGUGGCUACUGUCAUCACUAGAUCCAGCAAGGAAAUGAAGCUGUCAGAUGGCUCUUACUUCGGAGAAAUAUGCUUGCUAACAAAAGGUCGGCGUACGGCCAGUGUGAAAGCUGACACCUACUGUCGACUGUACUCCCUCUCCGUGGAUCAUUUCAACGAAGUGCUGGAGCAGUACCCAAUGAUGCGAAGAGCAUUUGAAACUGUGGCAAUCGACAGACUGAACAGAAUUGGAAAGAAGAACUCACUCUUGCUACACAAGGUCCAACGAGAUUUGAACACAGGUGUUUUUGAUAACCAAGAGACAGAACUACUCAAAAAGAUGGUGAAACAAGACCGGGAGAUGGUGCAAUUCUCAGAAACCCCCCUUAGUGCAUCAUUUGGGGUAUUUCCUCCAUUCUCUGGCAACUCAGUCAUCAGAGCUUCUCUUCAGUCGCAGCCACCAAAUAUAGCUCAGUUAGAUUUUCAGCACAUUUCUUCACCAAGCUUAAAUACCUAUUCACCUUCUUCUCAAACAUCCACGAGGCCACCUCAGCUGGUUCCGACUGUAACCAACCAGAAUUCCCCCAUACCCAGCCCACAGACAAUGGCUCUGUCACCCAGCUCUUUUACUGGUGCAGUUCCAAGUCCUUCUGUUCAGAGUCCAUUGGCAGGCCGAACUUUCCAAUAUGGUUCACCAAAUGUAUCACAGAUGUCCUUGAUGCAACAACAGCCAGUGCGCAGCCCUGCCCGAAGGCGUGAUUCUAACAAAAGCACACAGGGUUUGCAAACAAGCAGCUUCAGCAAAGAAGUAAGACCACUCUCAGCAUCUCAACCUUCUCUGCCUCAUGAGGUGACACCAAUGAUUAUCAGACCACAUCCAUCCUCUGGAGAACCACUAGCAGCAGUUACUGCUGUCCCAACCAUGCAAAGUCCAGGACCUCAAGGAGGCAUGCGAAGCACUGUUCCUCAAAGAAUGACCCUCUUUCGACAUAUGUCCUCAGGAGCAAUACCACCACUUCGAGGGACACAAGCAGCUCCACCAGCCCCAAAAAAGGAAACAUCUGCAGUCUUAAAUACAGAUACUGAUCAAGGAAGACCACGAUUUCCCUCUAAUUUAUGACCCUAACAAUGUUAUUUAAUGCUGACCCUGUUAACAUUGAAUGCUAAAAACCCUACUACAAGGCAACGUCAUUGUUCAUGAGGAUAGUCUUAUCAUCUUCUGACAGAUUGGACAUUGCUGUCCUCAUGACACGCACAGCUCAACGAAUGUAAAAUAUAACAGAAUUAAAGAUUAUGAACCCUAAUUUUCAGAGUUCUAAUUAGUAAAUUACAAGUCUUCCUUCCCUAUGGAUUUUGAACACAUUGAAUUGUUUUCUAAACUCUUGUAAAAAUAAAAUUAGAGGAACAGUAGCUCAACGAUAAUGUUCAUCCAGUUGAUGAAAUGAAAGUCUCUGAGUGCACAGCAAUGCAAAUCCAGUUUGGGACUGAGUUUUUAAAGUGUUUCAAUGCUGCUCUGUAAGCAUCACCUACACCAUACAGUGUUUCUUGCUGGAGAACUACUCAUCAAGACAUUGUGUCCUUUAUCAACAAAGCAUGGAACAUCGAAUAUGUUUUGCAAUGAACUUUCAAUAGGUAAUUCUGUAAAUUCUGUUCCAGUAUUAUUCUGGGUGAUAAUUCUGCAUGUUCACUGGUGGACUAUGGACCAAGGUUAAACCAACCUGACAUCUCUGCUAAAAUAGAUGAGACAUUCCUCAUUUUAGCUUCAGUGUUAAAUGUAUGCUGCAUUUCAAUGGAUUCAGCUAAUGGACAUUUACCGUCAACAUAUAUGUGGAGAAAAGGAAACAUCCAUGUCUUUGAUGUUAGUAUAAAUGAAAAUUUGCUUAUUGUGGUAACUGAGACUUUUUCAUUUCCAUUCCUUUUCGCCCUCUCAUUUUCCAUUGCUUUAAAAAAUAAAUAAGUUGUAGACCUGGAAGGUUGUUAAAAAAUGCUGACAAAGGCAGCAUCACAUGAUGUUUGUAAGUAAAAUGCUGCACAACUUUAAUAUUGCAAUGUCUUAUUUAUUUAAAUUAAUAGGUUUUUUUUGGUUAAAUAACACCUCCAAACAGUCAAACUAGUCUUUUUCCUUUAAUUUGUUUCUUCAUUUUCACUGUAAUGGGUAACUUACCAAGUUUGCUCAAAAUUUGCAAUUUUAGUAAACAUUUCCAAUUUGUUCUGUGUAUGAUUCAAGAAACAACAUUAAAGACAAGAUUUAAAGCCAUAAUCUCAUGAUUUUAUUCAUAUUUUAAAAUUCAAUAAUAUGUAUGUUUAGUUCUUUCUGCUUUCUACAAAUGUAUUUGUGAACUUUUGUUUUUGAAAUAACCAAGGUCAUUCUCUUAAUCGAGAUCUAGAUGAUCUUAAAAAAAAUCACAUUAACCUUCAGGGUGAUUUGGUUCUUUAUCAAAUUUAACUCAUUAAUGAAUGACAGAUUGAAAGACAUGGAUAUAUUUAUUUCCUUCAUCAUUUCCCCUGUACCAAUUCCCCUCAAAACUGAAAGAAAAAAGUUGUAUAUAUUUUUUGUUGAAUGAUACAUAUGACUGAAACGAUGUUGUUAUUUUAAUUUGCUUGCUACAUGAGAGAAUAUGGCUUUAACUUUGCUUAUCAUAUGCAGUACAAAUAGCUACAUAUUUUUGGAAUGCAAAACACUGAUUUAUUAAAUCGAAAUCAAAUGGAACAAAUAAAGGAAAAAGGAUUUAUUUAAAUAGGAAAUUGUGUUUUGUGAGGUUUUUUUCUGAUGUCUUUGUCUUCUUUUAACAAGCUUUUGUUUUCCUCAUUAUUUAUUUUGUAAAGUUUAACUUUACGAAUAACAUUUCUUGAGCUAUUGUGUGUCUAAAUUGUAGUAAUUUUACACAUAUGUAUACAAAUGAAAGUUUUAGAAAGAUCUCCAUCUUGAUAUCAUGGAAUUAUGUUAGAAUUCCAGAAACUGAAAUAUUUACUAUUUUGCUUACAUGUUAAACUUUGGGAAAGAAAGGGCAGGGAUCACAAGCUAAGGGGUUAAGGGUAUCGUUUAUCUUUGUAAAAACAGAUUUAUGUUUGUCACAGAUGGCACCGAUUAAUGUAUAUAUUAAUAUAUGUGCAGAAAUUGAAUAGGAUUAAUAUAAUGUAAAAUAUAAAAGAUAUAUAUUACAUAUAGAUAUAUAUAUACAUAUAUAUAUAUGCCUAUUCUGAAUCCUGGUGUUGACACCAUGACCUCUAAUAGUUCGUCUUUGUAUACAUAUAUUUGCAUUGAGAUAUGAUUAUCCCACACAACUUCAUUGUAGUUCUCCUGUUCAUUAACUGCACACGGCAUAACAGUUGAUGUUUGUUUGUACACUGUUGGACACUGGUGCUAUGGGAAGAAACAAUGAAUGUAAAAUUCUUGUGGAAGGGCAACCUAGUCAGUGAACAAGCCAAAUUAUUUUUUGCUAUCUUUGCUUGUACUGAAACUUUAAAGA
Messenger RNA from Amblyraja radiata (thorny skate), 5473 nucleotides. RefSeq names its product potassium/sodium hyperpolarization-activated cyclic nucleotide-gated channel 1. Gene Ontology annotation, biological process: potassium ion transmembrane transport; sodium ion transmembrane transport; regulation of membrane depolarization. Bases 211 to 3123 code for a protein of 970 amino acids. The transcript has 8 exons. The record is from RefSeq and is a predicted model, not a curated record. Gene Ontology annotation, molecular function: voltage-gated potassium channel activity. Gene Ontology annotation, cellular component: membrane; axon; HCN channel complex. Lineage: Eukaryota; Metazoa; Chordata; Chondrichthyes; Rajiformes; Rajidae.